Molecule: messenger RNA, 1862 nt
Organism: Hymenoscyphus albidus
Lineage: Eukaryota; Fungi; Ascomycota; Leotiomycetes; Helotiales; Helotiaceae
Source: the annotation of a GenBank genome assembly
CAAGCUCCUACUCACUUCUCAUCACCUGCAUCCAUAAUAUUAACAUCCAUCAUCAAAUUCAAGCAACCACCAUCAUGGGACUCACACCUAUAAAAGUGCGCGGGAAACGGAAAGCUCAAGCUCCGGCUGUUAGAGAAAAUGGACGCAAAUCUCAGGUAAGAAAGUACUUCAUAUGAUUUUAUAGUUGGCGCGCUCACCAAAAGGUUUUCACGUAACCUGUUUUCUAACUCUGAAACAGAAACGAGGACCUGGACGGCCUAUGAGCUUGCCUUCAUCGCGAUCUUCUUCAAGGAUGUCUUCUCCAGCAAACAUGGAGAAAAGACUUGAAAAGGCCCCGAAAAAGCGGUCGCUCAAGAAUCUUAAACCGCAACGCAAAAUGUCACUACUCGAGAAACUUCCUAUCGAGUUGCUAGAGAGGGUGUAUCUCUAUGCCCUGAACAUAGCACUUCCAAGGUCGAGUCCCAUUAUUGGGGGGAAGUUAAGUAGCGAAAUGAUAUACAUACAAACCAUCACAGCGGCUUUUGGGUGUACUUGGCUCGAUUCGUUAGAACGUGACGAGACCACGAUUGACAGCGAGCUAUCCCAGUACGGCGGGUUUGACCCCGGUAUCGAAGGCAUCCAAUUUCAGGUGAGCUACUUGGAUCUCCUUAUCUGAACAAGAUCAGAAUGGACCGAUUGCGUCUCAGUCGUUUCAUUCACGCCCAAUUCUAAUAGCUAAAUUAAUCUACUAACGUUGCGAUUUUUCAUAGAGUGUCGUAUUGAGAUGUCGGUGGUUGUCUCUAGGAGUGUUGUUCAAGGCGAAAGACAACUGGAUUCAAUACAUCGCUCCUCGCUCAGUGCCCCACCAUCUUUGUUAGUCCAGAUGCCUUGCUCAUAUUGAACCCGAAUUAACCGACAAAAUUCAGGGUUCGAAGACCGACAUCUAGAAGGAGAUACAAAUUGCUCUUUUUGGACAGGUCUCUCGUUCUCCAAACAUGAGGAAAUUUAUCAUUCGAGGAGCGCAGCUGAGCAUUUCGACAGAGAAUAUGAAAGAUUCUUGAGAUUCGCUUCACAAGACUAUCCCGCUCCCAGCGCGGUACUGAACUUGCUUGAUCGCUCGGGAGACGUCGAUCACCGUGUGGAUAUUCCGGAAAGCCUACUCACUGGACAGCCAUUCUGGACCAAUGAGCAGAGAAGAUUUUUGUUUUGGAUCGUGAAGUCGGGAGCCGUAAUACAAUGGCAGACAUCUACAAAUGGCGAGAGCGCGUCGAUUGGCUUAAAGAAUGCCAUAUCAGCUGGUGACAUGCAGGUUAUUCUUUUGUUGGUCUGCGCGGGCAUGAACCAACGCAUUAGCUAUGAUGUACUGCUACACGCUCUUCACAAUGCACCAGAGGGUAAGUCACAUCUUUUCCUGAGGCUACUGGAAACACAUUCUAGACAUUAUCCUCAGUCAUCAAGCUUUGCGGAAAUCUCUGUUCUCAAAAGUCCUAGAAGGAUUUCAUGGCUCUUUGAGGGCCUUUGGAUGGUUAACUGUUUAGGUCCCAAGCUGACUUUGAUACCUACAGACAAAUUGCUAAAGGUCAUGAACCACUUACUAUUCAAUAUCCUCGAACAUCCUCAAGGCGAAUCAAUCAAUAAUAACCAAUGGGCGGAUCUCAAAGAUGAAUUGUUGGGUUUGGAGAAAAAUGGGAGUGAAAUGAUGCGCCAGCUUGCCCGAUCAUUAUGCGAAUCUCAAGCAUUUAUAGCUUUAGACCAAGUUCACUCUUAUGACAAAUUUCUCAAAACCUAAUGAUUAAAGGUAGCAUGGCAGAAAAUAAGUUUGGGGUUGUUAGUACAAGUAAUAGUAAUUGUGUCCUGGACAAGGUUAUGGGAAUGUGCUGGUG